Pundamilia nyererei is the source of this 1488-nucleotide messenger RNA. RefSeq names its product cytochrome P450 2J6-like. Lineage: Eukaryota; Metazoa; Chordata; Actinopteri; Cichliformes; Cichlidae. Bases 1 to 1488 code for a protein of 495 amino acids. Gene Ontology annotation, biological process: xenobiotic metabolic process. Gene Ontology annotation, molecular function: iron ion binding; oxidoreductase activity, acting on paired donors, with incorporation or reduction of molecular oxygen, reduced flavin or flavoprotein as one donor, and incorporation of one atom of oxygen; heme binding. The record is from RefSeq and is a predicted model, not a curated record. The transcript has 9 exons. Gene Ontology annotation, cellular component: cytoplasm; intracellular membrane-bounded organelle.
AUGUGGUUUUCCAACUUUUUGCUGAGCAACGAGGGAGUUUUACUCUCUGUGUUUUUGCUCCUUCUGAUCGUGUACCACCUCAGAAACAAGAAUCCAAAAGAUUUUCCACCGGGACCAUUCGCUUUACCUUUUAUUGGGAAUUUCCAGAUUGUGGGAAAGAAACACCCACAUAUUUAUUUCAACAAGCUGGCUGAAAUCUACGGGAAUGUGUUCAGUUUCUGCUUCGGCAGGGAUAAAAUGGUAAUCGUCUCUGGAUACAAGAUGGUAAAAGAAGCUCUGGUAACACAAGCUGACAACUUUGUGGAUCGACCAUACAGCCCCAUGGGCGACAGGUUUUAUUCGGCAAACUCAGACGGUCUGUUCAUGAGCAACGGUGGAAAAUGGAAGGCACAGAGACGCUUCGCUUUGUCUACAUUGCGAGACUUCGGCCUGGGGAAGAACCGCAUGGAGCAGUGUAUCUGUGAGGAGAUCCAAUACCUGCAGGAGGAGAUAGAGCAGGAGAAAGGUAAACUUUUUAGGCCAGCAGGCCUCUUCAACAAUGCCGUGUCUAAUAUAGCGUGCCAGCUGGUGAUGGGGAAAAGAUUUGACUACAGUGACCAUAACUUCCAGCUCAUGCUGAAGAAUCUGUCUGAGAUUCUUCACCUGGAGGGCUCCAUAUGGGGUCAGCUCUAUGAAUCAUUCCCCGGAGUGAUGAAGCGUUUGCCAGGUCCUCAUAACAAAGUGUUCAGCAAUUUUAACAAAGUCAGAGAGUUCAUCACUCAGGAGGUGAAAAGCCACAAGAAGGAUCUGGAUCACAACAAUCCCCGAGACUACAUCGACACUUUCCUCAUCAAAAUGGAGAAUCUCAAAGAAACUGACCUGGGCUUCACUGAGACCAACCUAGUUUUGUGCUCUGCUGAUCUUUUCCUGGCUGGAACAGAAACAACAGCCACCACUUUGCUGUGGGCUCUGGUUUUCUUGAUCAGACAUCCUGAUAUCCAGGAGAAAGUCCAGGCAGAGAUAGAUAACGUGAUUGGACAAACCCGCCAGCCUUCCAUGGCUGACAGACCAAAUCUGCCCUACACCGAUGCCGUCAUCCACGAGAUUCAGAGGAUGGGAAAUAUUGUUCCUCUCAAUGCACUCAGAGUUGCUGCCAAGGAUACAACCCUGGAUGGUUACCACAUACCCAAGGGUACCAGUGUGUUGCCUGUACUCACCUCUGUGCUGUUUGACAAGACUGAAUGGGAGACUCCAGACACCUUCAACCCAGGACACUUCCUGGAUGCUGAUGGGAAGUUUGUGAAGAGAGAAGCAUUCCUACCUUUCUCUGCAGGGAAGCGUGUCUGUCUUGGCGAAAGCCUCGCCAAGAUGGAGCUGUUCCUGUUUUUUGUCGGCUUGCUGCAGAAGUUCACUUUCUCUGUUCCUGAUGGAGUGGAGCUGAGCACAGAGGGAGUUUACGGAGCUACACGUGUGCCUGAACCCUUCAAGGUUCACGCCAAGACUCGCUGA